AUGGCCAGCCCCGCGCCCUUAGUGGCCUCCAUUAGUCACCAAAUGGUGGCUCUGCAGACCCUGCAGCUGCUGCAGCAGGAAUGGGGCUGGGGGGACGGGCCGGGCGCCCCGGGAGGCUCACGCGACCCGGACCACGUGUUGGCCGCUCCGGUCCGCCGCUCAGGCCCGCUGAGGGCCCAGCUGGGGCCAGAGCUGGGGAUGGGGGGCGGGGCCGUGGGGGCCGGGGCGCGGGCGAGCUCCCCGGAGGUGGAGGUGGAGGGGGGCGCCGAGCUGCUGCCCCUCCCCCGGGACCGCGGGCCCUGCACCCUGGCGCGGAUGGCGAUGCGCAGCGCGCUGGCCCGUGUGGUGGACUCGACCUCCGAGCUGGUUAGUGUGGAGCAGACGCUGCUGGGGCCACUCCAGCAGGAGCGGUCCUUCCCCAUCCACCUGAAGGACAGUGUUGAGUUUAGAAACAUCUGCAGUCAUUUGGCUCUACAAAUCGAAGGACAGCAGUUUGACAGAGACUUGAAUGCUGCCCACCAGUGCUUGAAGACCAUAGUCAAGAAGCUGAUCCAGUCCCUUGCCAAUCUUCCUUCGGAUGCCCACAUGGUGGCCUGUGCGUCCUUGAGACAGAUCUUGCAGAAUCUCCCAGACGUAUGA
This is a messenger RNA of Lepus europaeus (European hare), 639 nucleotides long. RefSeq names its product deleted in lymphocytic leukemia 7 (gene DLEU7). The record is from RefSeq and is a predicted model, not a curated record. The coding region runs from base 1 to 639 and encodes 212 amino acids. The transcript is spliced from 2 exons. NCBI's taxonomy places the organism in Eukaryota, Metazoa, Chordata, Mammalia, Lagomorpha, Leporidae.